AUGACGACGACCGACGAAAAGAAAACAGUCCUGAUCACAGGCUGUGCUCCCGGCGGAAUUGGCCAUGCCCUCUGUCUUGCCUUCCACGCAAAGGGACUGCGCGUCUUCGCCACCGCCCGCUCAACAGAGCAACUUAUCAGUUUGUCGGAGAAGGGCAUCGAGACUUUACCCUUGGUAGUUGACGACGACAAGUCAAUCCUGUCCUGUGCAGCCAGCAUUGAGCAACUGACCGGUGGGCGUGGCCUCGAUUAUCUGGUCAACAACGCGGGCGUCUCCUAUGUCAUGCCAGCCAUUGACAUCAACCUGGACGAUGCCAAAAAGAUCUUCGACGUCAACUUCUUCGCCGUGAUGCGGAUUUGUCAAGUCUUCUCUCCUCUUCUGAUCCAAGCAAAGGGAACGAUUGUCAUGAUCGGCAGCUUAUCUGCUGUGAUUCCGUACGUCUUUGGGAGCGUGUACAAUGCUUCCAAGGCCGCGCUGCAUGCGUAUGCGAACACGCUGCGAGUCGAGAUGGCUCCGCUGGGCGUCAAGGUCAUCACCAUCGUCACGGGUGGUGUGCAAUCCAGGAUCGCAGCACACGUGACCCGCGUCUUACCUGAAAACAGCAUCUAUAGUGCUGCGGAACAGAGCUACCUCCGACGCCAGACCCAUUCCCAGGAGGGCGCGAUGUCGAAUGAGGCGUACGCCCAGAGCGUCGUCAAGCAGGUCCUCCCAGGCGCGGGUCCGUGGCCGUGGAGGUGGCUGUUGAGAGAUGCUAGGAAGAAGUGGAUCUGGGAAGGCAAUAAGAGCUGGCUGGUCUAUUUCCUGGCUGGCGGCUAUACCUGGUCCGGCGUCUUCGAUUGGUAUUUCACACGAGUUUUCCAACUGUGGAGGAUUAAGGCCAAAGAAAAGACGACCUGA
Messenger RNA from Capronia coronata CBS 617.96, 897 nucleotides. RefSeq lists its product as uncharacterized. Gene Ontology annotation, molecular function: triacylglycerol lipase activity; acylglycerone-phosphate reductase (NADP+) activity. Gene Ontology annotation, biological process: phosphatidic acid biosynthetic process; triglyceride catabolic process. The transcript has 2 exons. The record is from RefSeq and is a predicted model, not a curated record. Gene Ontology annotation, cellular component: lipid droplet; endoplasmic reticulum. The coding region runs from base 1 to 897 and encodes 298 amino acids. Lineage: Eukaryota; Fungi; Ascomycota; Eurotiomycetes; Chaetothyriales; Herpotrichiellaceae.